AUGUUAUCUGCUAUUAGAAAAAGUGCGAUUAGUUCCACUAAUAGAAUAGCUAUCUAUAAGAGAACUAUGGCUACCGCCACAGAAAACGUUGGUGACAAAUACAACAUUGUUGAUCAUGAAUAUGAUUGUGUUGUUGUUGGUGCUGGUGGUGCUGGUCUAAGAGCUGCCUUUGGGUUAGCUGAAGCUGGGUUUAAAACUGCUUGUAUUUCCAAAUUAUUCCCAACAAGAUCCCACACUGUUGCUGCUCAAGGUGGUAUCAAUGCUGCCUUAGGUAAUGCUCAUCCAGAUGAUUGGAAAUGGCACAUGUAUGAUACUGUUAAAGGUUCUGAUUGGUUAGGUGACCAAGAUUCCAUUCAUUAUAUGACUCGUGAAGCUCCAAAAUCUAUUAUUGAAUUAGAACAUUUUGGUAUGCCAUUCUCUAGAUUGGAAAAUGGUAGAAUUUAUCAAAGAGCCUUUGGUGGUCAAAGUAAAAAUUACGGUAAAGAUGGUCAAGCUUAUAGAACUUGUGCUGUCGCCGAUAGAACAGGUCAUGCUAUGCUGCAUACAUUAUAUUCUCAAGCUUUGAAACAUGAUACUCAUUUUUUCAUUGAAUAUUUUGCCCUGGAUCUAUUAAAACAUAACGGCGAAAUCGUUGGUGUUAUGGCUUAUAACCAAGAAGAUGGUACUAUCCAUAGAUUCAGAGCUCAUAAGACUAUCAUUGCCACUGGUGGUUAUGGUAGAGCUUAUUUCUCUUGUACCUCAGCACACACAUGUACUGGUGAUGGUAAUGCAAUGGUUUCAAGAGCUGGUUUCCCAUUGCAAGAUUUGGAAUUCGUUCAAUUCCAUCCAUCUGGUAUCUAUGGUUCAGGUUGUUUGAUUACUGAAGGUGCCCGUGGUGAAGGUGGGUUUUUAAUUAACUCUGAAGGUGAAAGAUUUAUGGAACGUUAUGCUCCACAUGCUAAGGAUUUAGCUUCCAGAGAUGUUGUUUCCAGAGCCAUUACUGUCGAAAUCAAUGAAGGUAGAGGUGUCGGUAAAGAUAAAGACCACAUUUUCUUACAAUUAAGUCAUAUUCCUGAAACUGUUUUGAAGGAAAGAUUGCCAGGUAUUUCUGAAACUGCACAAAUUUUUGCUGGUGUUGAUGUGACUAAGGAACCAAUUCCAAUUUUACCAACUGUUCAUUACAAUAUGGGUGGUAUUCCAACUAAAUGGACUGGUGAAGCUUUAACAAUCAAUCAAGAAACUGGUGAAGAUGAAGUCAUUCCAGGUUUGAUGGCCUGUGGUGAAGCUGCAUGUGUCUCAGUUCAUGGUGCUAAUAGAUUAGGUGCAAAUUCCUUAUUAGAUUUAGUUGUCUUUGGUAGAGCUGUCUCGCAUACUAUUUCCGAUACUUUACAACCAGGUUUACCUCAUAAGAAAUUGCCAAGUGAUUUGGGUAAAGAAGCUCUAAUUAGAUUAGAUAACUAUAGAAACACUACUGGUAACACAAACACAGCUGCCAUCAGAUUAAAGAUGCAAAAAUCUAUGCAAAAGAACUGUUCUGUGUUUAGAAUUCAAGAAACUUUAGAUGAAGGUGUUAGAUCUAUUAAUAAGAUUGAUGCUGAAUUUAAAGGUGAUGUAAAGGUUACUGAUAAAUCCAUGAUUUGGAAUAGUGAUUUAGUGGAAACUUUAGAAUUGGAAAACUUAUUAACCUGUGCCACACAAACUGCUACAGCUGCUGCUAACAGAAAGGAAAGUCGUGGUGCUCAUGCAAGAGAAGAUUAUUCCAAGAGAGAUGAUGAGAAUUGGAUGAAACACACUUUGACAUGGCAAAAGAAGACUGGUGAUCCAGUUGAAAUUAAAUACAGAAAUGUUAUAACCCAGACUUUAGAUGCUGAAGAAUGUCCAACUGUUCCACCAGGCAUUAGAUCAUAUUAA
Molecule: messenger RNA, 1890 nt
Organism: Henningerozyma blattae CBS 6284
Lineage: Eukaryota; Fungi; Ascomycota; Saccharomycetes; Saccharomycetales; Saccharomycetaceae
Exons: 1
Coding region: 1-1890 (629 amino acids)
Biological process (GO): mitochondrial electron transport, succinate to ubiquinone; tricarboxylic acid cycle
Molecular function (GO): electron transfer activity; succinate dehydrogenase (quinone) activity; flavin adenine dinucleotide binding
Source: RefSeq, a predicted model, not a curated record